Molecule: messenger RNA, 3758 nt
Organism: Vitrella brassicaformis
Lineage: Eukaryota; Vitrellaceae
Source: the annotation of a GenBank genome assembly
AUCGUUAGUGCAUAGAGAGAGCAUGGCAUGGCAUGAAUGGAAUGACGCAAGUCAGUCACUCACGAUGCCCUCGCCCCCGAGCUCAGACGACCCAACGACACCGUACCGUGCACUCACUACUCACUCUCCUCUGGGUGCUGUGCCUGUCUGAGGCACACCAGCUCUAGACAGAAUCAAUCGAUCACCUCGACUAACAACCACACCAUCCAUCCACCCACACCAACAAGAAAAUGCGCGUCUUCUGCUCUGCCCGUCCCCCACAGCCCAGCCCCCCACCGGCCACGCAUGCCGUCCUUUCGCAGGGCGCCCACACCACAAGAAACAAGACGGUCGAUCGGUCAUGGUCUCUCUCGUACGCGUGGAUGGAUGGAUGACACACUCACACCCGUGGCACAGACAGACAGCUAGUAAAUCACUUGGGAACGAACGGAGCACUCUAUGCGGCAUAGACUGAGUGGCUGGCCUGCCUGCCUGCCUAGUUGGAUGGAUGGAUGGAUGGAGGAGGUGGACCACUCCAUCCACUGCUCUAGAUGAAUUGGUUGGUGCUCGGAUGACAGACAGACGUCCAUGCAGCCUAGCCUGGCGAAGUGGCUCUAAUUACAUAUGUAUGUAUACCUCGCGACGGAUUUGGUCGCACAGACAAACAAACGCCAUACGCGCAGUCACACACACACUGCAUGCCCCUCCCCCUCCCCCUCCCGAGCCCAUAUCUUCCUCCGCCCCCACGUCAUGUGUGUCUUCACUCUGUCUUGUAGAUGUGGGCGCCGUCGGAGGGCUGCAAGGCAAACACGGAACAGACAGACAGACAGACAGGCCAUCCAUCCAUCCAUCCAUGUGUGUGGGUGUGGGUGUGUGUGGGUGCGUCUGUAUGUCGUCAUCUCACCUCAGCGAGGAAUGCCCGCGGCUCGUCGACCUUCAGACCUGCCUCAGCAGACGCUGCAGCCACAACAUUGCCACCAAUCCAAUCAAAGAUGGUUUUUGGUGCCGCAAACAAACAGGAAUGCAAUGCAUUUAGUUGUUCGUUCGUACCUUUGACAGUCUCGAGGAAUUUCGAGUACUCAGCCAGCUGAACCGACGACAGACACAGCAGAGAGAGGCACAUAGAUCGAUUAGAUAAUUGUAUUCCGUGACAUGGCCAUGCAUGGCUCCCCCUCCCCCCCUCUGGCUGACUGACCACAGUGUCUUUGACGGCAUCGCUCUUGGUCUUGUCCACCAGGCACACCACACACCCGCCGAAGCCGCCCCCAGUGAUUCGCGCGCCAUACGCCCCAGGCUGCUCGCGAGCCAGUUCCACUAUGCGGUCUGAAGGAUCCAAUCCGUGCAGACAGACACAUAUGAGAGUUGAGGAGCCAAGGCGAGCCGCCAACAGUGACUGACCGAUUUCGGGCGUCGAGACCUCGAAGUUGUCCCGGAGCGACGCGUGGCUCUCAUACCUUAACAUAACAGAGAGAGGGAACCAGCAGUGAAGAAUCGGUCAGUGUGGGCUGGCUGCUGUGCUGUGUGUUGUGGGUCCCCUCAUACAUGAGAGUGCCGGCGGCCUUCCAGUCCUUGGCCUUGAGCUUGUCCGCAAACUGCAGGCACCUGAUAUAUGUGAUGUGGACGGACGACAGGACGACAGACAGACAGACAGACAGACAGACAAGAGUCGUGCCGUGCCUCCCCCACAAACACGACAGUUCUUGCUUGCUCUGUUAAAAUUACCUGUCGUUCUCAGCAACCACAUGGCUGGCCCGGCGGAACGUCUGCAGCACAGCACAGCACCCCCACACACACUUUGGCUUUCAUGAGCAAGCGGCGUCGCAGAUAUCGCCUGUUUGCCUGCGCGUUGACAUGACCUCAUCAUCGAUCUCGCCGGCCGCCUUGGCGUCCUCGAGCAUCGCCAGGGUCACAUCACGCAACAUACUGAGCAACACAUACACACACAUCACACGUGUGGCGGAUGACUGACGGAUGGCUUUCGCCAGACCAAUCCUCACGUGACUUUGGGGUGUUUCUUUUGCACGAUUUCCACGGCCUUCUGGCACUGGUUCUUGCGCGUGGAGUAGGCUCCGUCCACCAACGCGUGACGCACAGCAGAGUCUGCAAGCCACGAUGGAUGGGAUGGCAGCCCAGCCACACAUGUAUAUCAUCCCGUCCAUCAUUGAUUGAUUGCAGGGUGAUGCGAUGCGAUGCGUGUCGUCAGUCAGGGUGACUGCUGGUGAGUGCUGUGGUGGUGGUACCUACCGAUGAUGAGAACGUCGAUGUCGUCUGCCUCCAUUGGCACCAGACUGGGCUGUUUCGACCGACAGUCCAGCAGCAUGGCGUGCUUGGCUGGAGGAACCGACGGAUGGAUGGAGGGACAGAUCAGAUGGAUGGAUGGAUGCCACACAGAACAGAGGCAGAUGGGGAAAGACAGACAGACAGAGGUGAGUGGGUGUCGAAUUGGAUCGGCGUCUGGUGAGUGUCUGUCUCACCCCGUCCGCAGCAUGAGAUGGCCUGGUCCAUGAGUCCACAGGGCAUCUUGGCCCACUCGUGCUCGGCCUUCUGGCAGCUGACCGAUCAAUUCACCGAUCCGAUCAACACCAGACAUCCACACAGGCCACACAGAAGUGGAAAACGCCUCAUCGCAUCGCUGCCUGCCCCCUUUGUCCCUUUCUUUCUCACCCACUUACCAUACGGCUUUCUCCAUGGGAGCCAUGCUCACACCCACGGCCACCUCCAUCGCCGUCGCACUCGCCACCUCCUGACGCCAACCAACCAACCAACCCAGGUGACGUGACACCUGUGUUGUGUAUGAUCUGACUGAGUGACCGACUGACUGACCACAGCUGCUGAGCUGCUGAGUCCGCCCCCCAGUGGGACGGUGGUCAGGACCACCGCAUCAAAGCCCUCAGGCAGCGGCUUCUUGACCGCAUCGCAGUAGAUACGCAUCGCGCCAACGACGUAGCUCCACCUGCAAUGAAUGCACCACACACAACACAAGCGACACACGCACGUGUCCGUCGAUUAAUCGAGAAGGGCUCGCUGACUGACCAGGGGACGUCUCCGUCCUGCGGCUGUUCUGGCAGUGUGUCGACUUGGAGGGUGUCCUUGACCUCGCGGCUGUAGAUGCGGUAGCCCUUGGAUGUGGGCGCCAGUGCUAUCACACACUUCCUGACGCCCCACAAACACACACACGCGCACACACGCCAGACGAAGGAAAACAAGUGCACUGAAUGCAGUGCAGUCCAGCACUUUUGUGCGCAGCACCACCUAUCGCACCUGUCGAGUGCGAUAGGGAAGACGAAGCCCUCCUGGUAGUCGGUGUGCUCGCCUAUCAUGUUGACACGGCCUGCACGACACACACACAAAGCGGCAAUAUGUAAGCUGUCUCCCGGGCGUACCAGGUGCGGCGACGACAAUUGUGGGUGCAGACUUGAACUUGUCCUUGAAGACGGCAAUGGCCUCCUCACACGCACCGUCAGGCGCAACCACCUUGGUCGACUCGGGCUUGUCGCCAGUGCUGCCGCCUGCAGACAGAUCACACACAAGAAGCAAGACACACACAAGCACAAAGUGGGCGAUUCGGCUGGUGUGCCAGUCUGUCGGCUGCCGUGUGCUGCCGCGGCGCUGGACGCUCACUCACCCAUCAAGUUGCCCAUGGCUGCUAUGAGGACAGAUGCCGCGAAGAGUCUCUUUUGAGAGAGAAAAGUUGACAGAUCUUGCAGUCGCGGUGGAGGAGCAGUAGGCAGAGAAGCACAACGGCCUCCACAACCACAAUGGCGUCUGACUCACUCGGG